AUGGGCACCUUAUUAUUAGAAGAAUACAAAGAUGUAAGAAUAGAAGUUCCCUGGGGCCAUAUCUCCGGUCGUUGGUAUGGAAAUCGAAGGGAAAGACCAAUCCUAGCCAUUCAUGGCUGGGUAGACAACUUGGGAACCUUCGAUCCACUGAUUCCGAUGUUACCCGAUGACCUAGGAGUGCUCUGCAUUGAUUUACCUGGCCAUGGAAGAUCAACGCACUAUCCGGCGGGAAUUCGUUAUAGUGCCGAGGAAUAUGUGCAGAUAAUUCCGUGGAUUAUGAAGAAAUACGACUGGAAGAAAGUCUCCCUAAUGGGUUACUCACUUGGCGGAUUUCUCAGUUUUUAUUACGCCUCUAUCGCUACGGAAAAAGUGGAUUUGAUCAUCUCCCUAGACUUGUUGCUACCUAAAUUUAUGAAACCCGAUGAAACCAUCAAGUGGAUAAGGUUAAGUCAGGAAAAACACCUCGAGGAGGAUGAGAUAAUCGGACAGAAGAAUCCUGAACGUUCCAUGGAAGAUCUAAUCAAAUUGGUGGUAAAGGAAUCUUCUAGAUCCGUUUCCCCAUCUUUGGCACAUCAUCUGCUGCAUCGCGUUGUUAAAAAAUCGGUAUCUUUAAGUGAUAGAUUUGUAUCCACCAGAGAUGAAAGGGUCAAGUACAUGACCAAAAUGUAUCUCUCAAACCCAGAAUUGGCUGCAGAAAUGGCGAAAAGGAUUAAACCCAUGCCGUACCUUAUUUUAAAAGGUAGCAGAUCCAAUUUUCUUGGUCCACAGAUGUCCGAGGUAAUUGACCUUCUGAGUCGCAAUAAUCCCGAUUUUGAAUUUCACGAAAUUGAGGGCACUCAUCACUUUCAUUUGCAAGCUGCCAAGGAGUGUGCUAGAUAUAUUGUGCCCUUUAUAAGGCGAUACCAUCCUCCUGGCAAAGAACAUGCAAAAGAGAUAUCGAUUGAAUGGAGCAAACUGUAAGCAGCUAAAUAUUAUCAGAAAAUUAUUUUAAUUUUUUAGUAAA
Drosophila takahashii is the source of this 1003-nucleotide messenger RNA. RefSeq names its product probable serine hydrolase. The record is from RefSeq and is a predicted model, not a curated record. Lineage: Eukaryota; Metazoa; Arthropoda; Insecta; Diptera; Drosophilidae.